CACAGCAGAGGAGCAACAUGUCGGGAGUGGCUUUGACUUUGGCGAAGAAGCGAGCCAGGGCCGCGGGCUUUGGGACCAACGCAAACGCCAACAAGUACCUGAACCAGGACUACGAGGCGCUGAGGAGCCAGUGUCUGAGCAGCGGCCAGCUGUUCUGUGACCCCGCUUUCCCCGCCGCCCCCGAGUCCCUGGGCUUUAAGGAGCUCGGCGCAAACUCGUACAAGAUGAAGGGGGUGCAGUGGAAAAGACCCGGAGAGCUGUGCUCGAAACCCCAGUUCAUCAGUGGUGGGGCCACCAAGACCGACAUCUGCCAAGGAGCUCUGGGGGAUUGCUGGCUCCUAGCGGCCAUCGCCUCUCUCACUACGAACUCUGACGUGCUGGGCAGGGUGGUCCCCAGCAACCAGGAUUUUGGAUCCGGCUACGCCGGCAUCUUUCACUUUCAGUUCUGGCAGUUUGGUGAGUGGGUGGACGUCGUCAUCGAUGACCGGCUGCCGGUGAAGGAUGGGAAGCUGCUGUUCGUCCACUCUGAAGAGGGGAACGAGUUCUGGAGCGCCCUGCUGGAGAAGGCCUACGCUAAGGUUAAUGGCUGCUACGAGGCUCUAUCUGGAGGCUCCACCUCCGAGGGCUUCGAGGAUUUCACUGGAGGCAUCGCUGAGUCCUACGAGCUGAGGAAAGCUCCUGCCAACAUCUUCCAGAUCAUCCAAAAGGCCCUGGAGUGCGGAUCUCUGCUGGGCUGCUCCAUAGACAUCACGAGUGCUGCUGAUUCAGAGGCAAUCACCCGUCAGAAGCUGGUCAAGGGACACGCCUACUCUCUCACAGGAGCUGUCGAGGUGCACUACCACGGUGGGCUGGAAAAGCUGGUGCGGAUGCGGAACCCCUGGGGUCAGGUGGAGUGGACUGGAGCCUGGAGUGACGGCUCGCCUGAAUGGAACUCGGUGGAUCCUUCGGAACGUCCGAAUGCCAAUGCUGAGGAUGGAGAAUUUUGGAUGUCAUUCUCAGAGUUCAUGCAGCAGUACUCUCGCAUUGAAAUCUGCACGCUGACCCCGGACGCAAUCACCGGUGAUUCUGUCAAGCCCUGGAGUGUUUGCAACUACAGCAGCACCUGGAGGAGGGGGUCCACUGCAGGAGGCUGCAGGAAUAACCCCAAUACGUUCUGGAUGAACCCUCAGUUUGUGAUCAAGCUGAACGAAGAGGAUGACGACCCCAACGACAACGAAACAGGCUGCAGCUUGGUGGUGGGCUUGAUCCAGAAGAACCGACGACGGCUGAGGAAAGACGGGGAGGACAUGCACACCAUCGGCUAUGCCAUCUAUGAGGUGCCUCCACAGUUUCGAGGCAAGACGGACGUGCAUCUGGAUAAGAACUUCUUCCUGACGCACGCUCAGAAGGCUCGUUCCGAAACCUUCAUCAACCUGAGAGAGGUCAGCACCAGGUUCAAGCUGCUUCCGGGAGAAUACCUGGUCGUCCCCUCCACCUUCGAGCCAAACAAGGACGGAGACUUCUGCCUGCGCGUCUUCUCUGAGAAGCAGACCGAAACACAGCGCUGUGAUGAUCCUGUUGAUGCUAAAUUAGAAAAUGAAACUGUGUCAGACAGUGAAGUAGAUGCAAACUUCGUGGCUCUGUUCAAAAAGCUUGCCGGAAGUGAUAUGAUGAUCAGUGCCGUGGAGCUCAGAUUGAUCUUAAACAAAAUUAUUGCAAAACGAACUGACAUUAAGACAGACAGCUUCAGCCUGAAUACAUGUCGGGUCUUGGUCAACCUCAUGGACGACAGUGGCGAUGGGAAGCUGGGCAUGGGUGAGUUCGCUACACUGUGGAAGAAAGUGCAGAAGUACUUGGACAUCUACAAGAAGAACGACCUGGAUCAUUCUGGGAAUAUCAGCACUACCGAGCUGCGUAUGGCACUGAAGGAAGCAGGAUUCUCCCUGAAUGAUGCCAUCUUCCAGCUGCUAGUGGCCCGCUAUGCUGAUUCAGACCUCACCAUUGACUUUGAUGAUUUUGUGGCCUGCCUCAUGCGUCUGGAGUUGAUGUUCCGAAUGUUUAAGAAGCUUGACCCGCACAACACCAACUUCAUAGAGAUGGACAUGAACCAGUGGCUCUGCUUAACCAUGGUCUAACUGCCAUCCCUCUGAAGACAGUGGACAAGUUAAGCCAUGAUUCCUAAAAAUAUCUCAAUUUCUUAAACCCGUGUCGCGUUCAGAUGUUCAUAACAAACCCCAAAGCGCUGCGAUUCUGAAUAUGCACUAUAAUACGUGUCAUGAUGUUCCCUUAUUUAUUCUAUGCUGAGUGCCUACGGUAGUUUCAAGUUAGCCCUGAAGGAUAAUUGCACAUAUUUUGAACGACUAAUAUUGUGUACGAGUUAUAAGAAUAUGGUAGCUACAAUGAAUGCGUUUACAUGGACUCAAUAGUCCGAUCAUAAUCUGAUUUCUGCAGUUUUCUGAUUCAACAGGUCAAGUAAACAGUACAUUCCGAUUUGAUAGUACAGUCUAGAAAUCUGAUAAAGUGAGCUGGAUUUUAGCUCGGAGCUAAUCAGAUUUCCCAGUGCAUGUGCACCCUUACUCUGAUUUCUUUCCGAUUCCUCAGUCUGCACAUGUGUGAAAACAAACGGUGGUACCAGAAAUAAGCAAGCAAGAUGGCAAAAUACUUUUGAAGUGAUGCUGAAACCAACUCCAUGCUUGACGAAAUGAAGGAUUGAAACUUUCUUCAUCUUUUAAAUGAUGCAUGUUCAUAUUUUCAGGUAAAGCGAUGCAAAGUUUUACGGGGACUUUUGCAAUGCAGAAAUCUGAUUAAUGACUGACUCAUGUAGAUCUAGAGGCGUCCUACUAUGUGAUUACUCAACUACGUGUAAACACACUGAUCGGAUACCUGACAAAAUCCAAACUUUCUGCAGUGAUCGGAUUAUUAAUUGCAUGUAAACACACUCACUGUUUGGCUGUUUUUAUGCAGAUUAGUCCAGUGCUACAAGGGUAAACAUUGUUAUGGGAAUCGAAUGAUUACGUGUUGGUAUUUGGGUCAAAGUGAUUGAGAAUCUAUGAAUCUAUGAAACUCCAUUUACUGUAACAGGUUUUUUGUAGUAGCUGCUUAAAUGUGUACAACAGUUUGUAUCAUGUUUGUUUAGGACAAUUUAACCAUGUUGUGAUUUUUCCAUUAUUCUAUUGUUAUUUUGAUUAUUGGUGUACUUGGUUUGGGUGAAGUAAGAGCUUCAAUGUAAAACAUGUGCAAUGGUCUCUCAGGGUGAAGGUCUAAAAGUUGUGGUGAAAUAACGUAAUCCCAGUCAUUUAGAGAAGGCUUGAUACAGUGGGAGUGCUGUCAUAGCUGCUGUUCUAGAAAGACCUGAUGUUUCCGAUGAAAUCUUACCGUAUUUGACUUUAGCCAACUUCACCUUCUCGCUCUGUUUACUUUUGAUUAAAACUGCGUGGUUCUCCUGUGUUUUUAAAUGGUGUGUGGGGGCACAGAGGUGCUUUUCAUUGGUGGUAGAACGUCUUGCUGGUCUUUAACCUCUAUGCAACGUAAUGUUAUUGUCAUGUAUUUCAGUUUAAGACUCAUUAAACAAAUUUGUUCUGA
Pygocentrus nattereri (red-bellied piranha) is the source of this 3561-nucleotide messenger RNA. Its product is annotated as calpain-2 catalytic subunit-like. Lineage: Eukaryota; Metazoa; Chordata; Actinopteri; Characiformes; Serrasalmidae. The transcript is spliced from 21 exons. Gene Ontology annotation, cellular component: cytoplasm. The coding region runs from base 18 to 2114 and encodes 698 amino acids. The record is from RefSeq and is a predicted model, not a curated record. Gene Ontology annotation, molecular function: calcium ion binding; calcium-dependent cysteine-type endopeptidase activity. Gene Ontology annotation, biological process: proteolysis.